AAUAUUAAAAGUGGAAAAACACCAGAUGCCACCGUUAUACUGUAUUUGGCAGCCAUGAUGAUGCUGGCUAAUAAAAGCACUGAGAGAGCUGUACCACACUUCAUUUUGCUUGGUUUUCAAAGCUCUCCAGCCAAUCGGAGCUGCCUCUUAUUAUUUUUUGUUGUUGCAUACAUAAUCAUAAUCCUGCAAAAUGUAGCAGUGAUUGUGGUAGUUCACUGGGAUUCCAAACUGCAUACACCAAUGUACUUCUUUCUCACCAAGUUAGCAUGCUUAGAAACAUUGUAUGUGUCAGUUACAGUCCCUAAAAUCCUGGCUUGCCUUGCUACAAGCAAUAAUGCAAUUUCUGUAGGUGGGUGCAUACUACAGUUGUACUUCUUCCUUUCCUUGGCAUGUACAGAGUGCUUCCUCUUAGCAGCAAUGGCUUUUGAUAGAUAUUUGGCUAUUUGUGUUCCAUUACGCUACCACUGUAUUAUGACAAGCAAGAUGUGCUGGAGUCUGACAUGGGCAAGCCUGUUUAUGGGCUUCUUGUCUUGCUCAUUCUCAGUAGGUCUAAUCUCUAAACUGAAUUGCUGUGGACCAAAUGUUAUCAACCACUUUGUGUGCGACAUCUCCCCUGUUAUAAACCUGUCCUGUGAGGACAUUUCAGCUGUAGAAUUAGUGGAUUUUAUUGCCGCAUUGAUUGUGUUGCUUAGUUCAUCCGUGCCAAUCAUUGUGUCAUAUAUUUAUAUCAUAUCCACUAUACGCAAAAUAUCCUCUGAGAAAGGAUGGAAAAAAACAUUUUCCACGUGUGCCUCCCACCUAACAGUAGUCAUUAUAUUUUUUGGGACAACCAUCUUUAUGUAUGCACGGCCCAAGGCCAUUCAGUCUUUUGAUUUUAACAAGUUUCUGUCUGUGCUGUAUUCUGUUAUCAUCCCUGUAAUUAACCCCAUGAUUUACACAUUAAGAAACAAUGAUAUGAAAAGGAGUAUGAAAAAUAUGUUUGGCGCCAGUUUACCGUUGAGAAAAUAA
Messenger RNA from Xenopus laevis (African clawed frog), 1008 nucleotides. Its product is annotated as olfactory receptor 6B1. Lineage: Eukaryota; Metazoa; Chordata; Amphibia; Anura; Pipidae. The coding region runs from base 55 to 1008 and encodes 317 amino acids. The transcript has a single exon. The record is from RefSeq and is a predicted model, not a curated record.